Molecule: messenger RNA, 1605 nt
Organism: Acomys russatus (golden spiny mouse)
Lineage: Eukaryota; Metazoa; Chordata; Mammalia; Rodentia; Muridae
Gene: Chrnb1
Product: cholinergic receptor nicotinic beta 1 subunit
Exons: 11
Coding region: 68-1573 (501 amino acids)
Biological process (GO): signal transduction; monoatomic ion transmembrane transport; regulation of membrane potential
Cellular component (GO): postsynaptic membrane; synapse; neuron projection
Molecular function (GO): acetylcholine-gated monoatomic cation-selective channel activity; transmembrane signaling receptor activity
Source: RefSeq, a predicted model, not a curated record
UCACUUCCCUUGUCCUGGCUGCCUGGGCCGCUCUCGGGACGAACUCCCUGAACGAAGCGGCAGGGCCAUGACCUCAGGGGCGCUGCUGCUGCUUCUGGGGGUGCUCGGGGCGCCCCUCGCCCCAGGUGCCCGCGGGUCGGAAGCCGAAGGCCAACUUCUUAAGAAACUUUUCUCGGGCUAUGACAGCUCCGUGCGGCCGGCGCGGGAGGUGGGAGACCGCGUGGGGGUCAGCAUUGGCCUCACCCUGGCGCAGCUCAUCAGCCUGAACGAGAAGGAUGAAGAAAUGAGCACAAAGGUGUACUUGGACUUGGAGUGGACGGACUACAGGCUAAGCUGGGACCCUGCGGAACACGAUGGCAUCGAUUCUCUCGGCAUCACUGCUGAAUCUGUUUGGCUCCCGGAUGUGGUGCUUCUCAACAACAAUGACGGAAAUUUCGACGUUGCCCUAGACAUUAAUGUCGUGGUCACCUUCGAGGGCUCUGUGCGCUGGCAACCCCCUGGCCUGUACCGCAGCAGCUGCAGCAUCCAGGUCACCUACUUCCCCUUCGACUGGCAGAAUUGCACCAUGGUGUUUAGCUCCUACAGCUAUGACAGCUCUGAGGUCAGCCUGAAGACGGGCCUGGGGCCUGACGGACAGGAGCGUCAGGAAAUCCACAUCCACGAAGGGACCUUCAUUGAGAAUGGCCAGUGGGAGAUUAUCCACCAACCCGCUAGGUUAGUCCAACUUCCAGGGGACCCUAGAGGAGGAAAGGGGGGGCACCGUGAGGAAGUCAUCUUCUACCUCAUCAUCCGACGGAAGCCUCUCUUCUACCUGGUCAAUGUCAUUGCCCCAUGUGUCCUCAUCACUCUCCUGGCCAUCUUUGUCUUCUACCUGCCACCGGAUGCAGGGGAGAAGAUGGGGCUCUCCAUCUUUGCCUUGCUGACCCUCACUGUGUUCCUGCUCCUGCUGGCGGACAAAGUGCCCGAGACGUCGCUUGCCGUCCCCAUCAUCAUCAAGUAUCUCAUGUUCACCAUGAUCCUCGUCACCUUCUCGGUCAUCCUGAGCGUCGUGGUCCUCAACUUGCACCACCGCUCGCCCCACACCCACCAAAUGCCCUUCUGGGUCCGCCAGAUCUUCCUUCACAAGCUCCCUCCAUACCUGGGUCUGAAGAGGCCCAAACCCGAGAGGGACCAGCUGCCGGAACCACAACACUCUUUUUCUCCAAGAAGUGGCUGGGGCCGAGGGACUGAUGAAUAUUUCAUCCGGAAGCCUCCAAAUGAUUUUCUUUUCCCUAAACUUAACAGGUUUCAGCCUGAAUCAUCUGCCCCGGACCUGCGACGAUUUAUCGAUGGCCCAACCCGGGCUGUAGGUCUGCCUCAGGAGCUACGUGAGGUCAUUUCUUCCAUCAGCUACAUGGCGCGACAGCUGCAGGAACAGGAGGACCACGAUGCACUGAAGGAGGACUGGCAGUUCGUGGCCAUGGUUGUGGACCGUCUCUUCCUGUGGACGUUCAUCGUUUUCACAAGCGUCGGGACCCUAGUCAUUUUCUUAGAUGCCUCGUACCACCUGCCCCCUACUGAACCUUUUUCUUGAGGACCAGAGGGCCAUUUUUUGCCAAGAGUUGC